This is a messenger RNA of Pistacia vera, 1445 nucleotides long. RefSeq lists its product as uncharacterized. Gene Ontology annotation, cellular component: cytosol. Lineage: Eukaryota; Viridiplantae; Streptophyta; Magnoliopsida; Sapindales; Anacardiaceae. Gene Ontology annotation, molecular function: phosphoenolpyruvate carboxykinase (ATP) activity; ATP binding. The coding region runs from base 38 to 1303 and encodes 421 amino acids. The record is from RefSeq and is a predicted model, not a curated record. The transcript has 10 exons. Gene Ontology annotation, biological process: gluconeogenesis.
UGCAAUGUGGAGUUUGUAGUGGCUACUGAGAAAGAAAAUGAAGAAGGUGCUGUUGAAGCAAUUAAUGGAGACCUCAUUCUCUCUUGCAUCUUCAAGACGCAACACGCCUUUCUUGCUCUCCUCUCAACGCGGAAAUCUUGGAUUUUCUUAUGGUCUUAACUGGGCUCUGGCUGGAAAAGGUGUUAUUGUGAAGGAUAAAGCUUUUCAAAAUUUGACAUCAUCUGAGCUACAGCAGAAAGGUGCAACAAUUGUAGCAUCCUUAUCAGGACUUCCUCUUCUUGUUAGAGGAAGUGUACGUGGAGGAAUUCUUGAUAUUUCUAAGGGACACUACACUAAACUACUGAAACAGGUCACGACUCAUUUGUCAUCCAUCUCAAAUGUUUUUGUUCAAGACGGGGCAAUUGGUUCGUCAUCAGAAUGUGAUGCAAAAGUUCGUGUGAUAAGUGAUAAUCCUUCUGCCAUGUUGAAAUUUUCAAGCAUUCUCUUGAAGACACCUACUCGGGCUGUUUCCCAUGAUUCUUGUCCUUUGACAGUUUAUGUUGCCACAUCUAUAAGUGUUGGUGUCAUGGAUGCAGUUGCUUUUGGAGCUCAAGGAAGUAAUGGAUUUAUAACUGCUGAUAUUGAGCGUUCUUCACUCAUUUUAUGUGGUCAAGCUUUUGCUGACACAAAUGGAAUCAAAGAAGCGUUAACUGCCCUGUCUGGACCUAUUAUAUGUGCACGUGGAGGCCUUCUUCUUUCUGGAAGGCUACUAGUGUUGGCUGACUCUGUGAUACUUCUAUUUGCACCUGAAGAUACCAUUCAGAGUUGUGCCAAUGUUUUGGUGUCCGCAGAUGCUGGUGUGAUACUUUCCUCUCAAGGCAUUGCUCCCUUGUUCCAAACUGGAAAUUCUGGUGGGCCAGAUACAUUUAAAUUGCCAGCUGCUGUUGUCUUUGCAUCAUCUGAUUGUUCUGGAAUCAUCCCUUCUGUAGCAAAGCUCUCUCCUGGCCAAGCAGCGUAUCAUUUCUUAGCUGGCUAUCAGAAUGGGAAGUUUGUUCCUGCAUAUUGCAAGUUUCCUUUCAUUGAUUUAUUGGACCUUGCAAAGGCAUUUCUGUCCAAGUUGAAAGACCACCGGAUCCCGUCCUUCCUAGUUAAUGUCAAAAAACGAGAAACAAGUGUGACUGGCAAGGAUCUUCAGGCUUUGGCACAAUCAACUCUUUCGGAGAAUAUUCCACCAUUUGAACCUGAAGGUGGGAAUCUUCAAGAAAAAUACAAGACCUUUCUCGACUCCAAGUUUCAAGAAAUACCUCAAGAAUUCUCAUUUUAAGCUUCUGGUAGGGAAUGCUAGAGAUUGAUAUAUAAUUUUCUUUUUUUGGUAAUUUAGAUAUUAUCAUUAUUGGAAGACUUGAUAAAGAAUAGAAUACGCUUUGGAAAUUAAAUUUUAGCAGAAUGAAAAUUAGAAAAUUCAA